AUGGUUGUUAUUGUAGGCGCAGUUUCAGUUUUUUUAUCUACCUCAGCUAAACCCAACAAUAUUUUGUUAGCAGCCAUUGAGAAUACUGAUGCUGUGUCAUUGCCAAAAAAAACAAAAUUAAAAGCCAUGUGUACAACUCGGUGGGUUGAGCGUCAUGACUCAAUUAUUACUUUUCGUGAACUUUUCCCAUAUAUCGUGAAUGCUCUUGAUAUAAUUGAAGAAGAUUUUGACCGUGAUGUAUCAACUAAAGCAGUAAGCUUCAGUUCUUCCAUAAAAAGAAGCGAUUUCCUUGUCAAUUUAGAAAUAGUUGCAAAUUUGUUUUCCUACACUAAAGAUUUAAGUAUUAGACUACAAAGUCCAAAACAAGAUUUAUCUAGUGCAUUCUCACAUUUUAAAGAAGUAAUUCAAAUAUUUGAAGCGAAGAGAAAUAACUGUGAUGAAGAAUUUUCAAUCUAUUUUAAAAAUGCAUCUGAAGUAGCAUCAAAAAUUGGAGAAGAAAUAAAAAUUCCUAGGCUGUGUGGUCGGCAAACAAAUAGAAAUAAUAUUAAGACGUCAAAUCCUGAAGAUUGGUUCAGAAUUACUAUUUAUAUUCCCUUUAUUGACCAUUUUAUAACAGAAUUAAAUUCAAGAUUUAAUGAUAGGUUCAAAGAUAUUAUUCCAUUAGAAGGAUUGAUCCCUGCUAACAAUAAUAAGUAUAAAACAGAAGAGAUAUUAAAAGCGGCAUUAAUGUAUGAUGAAGAUAUACCAGCUAAUUCUCACUUGGAAAUACAAGCUGAAUUAGAACUCUGGAAGACGAAAUGGGCCAACACAGAAAAUCCAAAGCCCCAAACUGCGGUUGAAACAUUGGUACAUUCAACAGCUGAAAGAUCAUUUUCUUCCCUAAGAAGACUGAAAAAUUACAUGAGAUCUUCUAUGACAGAAGACAGGCUAAAUGGGUUAGCAGUGCUGCAUAUACAAUAUACAUAA
Messenger RNA from Macrosiphum euphorbiae (potato aphid), 966 nucleotides. Lineage: Eukaryota; Metazoa; Arthropoda; Insecta; Hemiptera; Aphididae. The record is from the annotation of a GenBank genome assembly.